UUUUUUUUUUUUUUUUUUUUUUUACAUAUACAUAUAUACACCAUGUCUUCUCAUGUCACCUCCUCAAAACUCAACGCCACUGAAACUGCAGUCUGUGGUGGUUUUGCGGGUCUUACAACUAGAAUGGCCAUCUCUCCUUUAGACGUUGUCAAGAUUAGACUACAAGUGCAACCCGAAUCUAACGUAAAGCGAGUAUUUUCAAUGAAUGGUGGAAACGCUGUGAAAAGUACAGUGAAAUAUUCUGGCAUUGCCCAAGCGUUUAAGACCAUUUUAGCCGAAGAGGGUAUCAGGGGAUUAUUUAAAGGGAAUGUGGCAGCGGAAUAUCUGUACGUGACGUACGGUGCAUCUCAAUUCUAUGCGUAUUAUUAUUUGGAUGCAUUUCUCAAAACCGAAGACAGGAUUGUACCUUCGGUGAAGCCGUUUAUUUCCGGUAUGUUGGCUGGUAGUUUUGCUACGGCUACAACGUACCCGUUUGAUUUAUUGCGGACUCGGUUUGCAAUGCAGGGAGAGACAAAGGUUUACAAUAGUAUGGCUCAUGCUGUAUCCGAUAUAUACGAAAAGGAAGGCAUCCGUGGUUUUUACCGUGGUUUGGGUCCGUCCAUUACACAAAUUAUGCCGUAUAUGGGCUUGAUGUUUUUCAGUUAUGAAGGUCUAUGUUCCAUGCUCCAAACACUCAAGGUAAAAAAAGUGAUUUCAGAAAAUCACAAGAGGACAGACGAUAUGAUAUGUGGAUCACUUGCAGGGAUUAUUAGUAAAACGGGUGUAUUUCCGUUAGAUGUGGUUCGAAAACGAUUGCAAGUGCAGGGACCUCAUUUACAAGCGUAUGUGGUAUCAACAAUUCCAAGUUAUGCGGAUCAUGAUUCUGUGAUGGGGUGUAUGAAGAAGAUUGUACGUAACGAAGGCGUGUGGGCAUUAUAUAAAGGGAUUGUACCUGGUUUACUCAAAGCGGGUCCAUCAGGAGCUGUGUAUUUCCUCAUGUUUGAAUUGGCAAAAGAUGUCAUUACUGCAUUAAAAGAAUCUGGCUUUCAUCUCUUGCCUGCUGAAAAAUCGUCACCAUUGUACCAGUAGAAACCCCCCCCCUUCCUCCCUUUUUCUUUUUCAUUUUAAUAUAUACCCCCACCACCCACCACCCCA
Molecule: messenger RNA, 1134 nt
Organism: Mucor mucedo
Lineage: Eukaryota; Fungi; Mucoromycota; Mucoromycetes; Mucorales; Mucoraceae
Product: mitochondrial carrier domain-containing protein
Exons: 6
Coding region: 43-1068 (341 amino acids)
Biological process (GO): thiamine pyrophosphate transmembrane transport
Cellular component (GO): mitochondrial inner membrane
Molecular function (GO): thiamine transmembrane transporter activity
Source: RefSeq, a predicted model, not a curated record